Molecule: messenger RNA, 1530 nt
Organism: Darwinula stevensoni
Lineage: Eukaryota; Metazoa; Arthropoda; Ostracoda; Podocopida; Darwinulidae
Source: the annotation of a GenBank genome assembly
AUGGACGGUAACAUCAUGAGUGAACAAUUGAAGACGAUCGUUGCGGUCCUGAACAAGGCACCCUUCAAUCACUCCUAUAAUCUCAUCACCUUCGAUGCUCUGAAAAACGACCAGAUCCUUCAGAUCCUUAACGAUGUAUUGGCGGAGAUCGACCCCAAGCAGGUGGGAGACAUCCGCGAGGAAGAACCGGAUCAAAUGGCCUUGCGGAUGUUCGGCACUCUCCGAAUCCUCAAAUACCCCACGCCAGGCAACCCGAGCGAAUUCCUGCAAGGUCUGGUGAAAGGAGAGAAGCAUGUGAUCUACCCGAUCCUGGAAUGGCUCCUCCGACGCGUUCCAGAGUUGAAAAAAAGAGCCUACUUGGCAAGAUAUCUGGUGAAGGUGGACAUCCCCAUGGAGAUCGUCGCUGACGUUGAUGUCGGCGAACUUUACAACCAGUAUGAGCUGUUGAUCGAGCAAUUCAAAGAAGUGCACAAGGAGUGCGAGAACCUGAAAAGAUCGGGGUUUUCUACGGGUGAGAUGAGGAAAGACAUCGAGAACAUGGAAGCGGAAAGAGAAGUGGAAGGUGCCCCAAAUCAUUUGGCCAUGCUGACAGUGGCCAAGAAUCUCCGAAUCGAAAGAGAACGCGAGAGGGAAUUGAGCGGUCAAGAGGAAGACCAAACCUCGGCCGUCUCUCAUGCAGAGCAGCGGAUUCAACGACUCCAGGGAACUUUGAAGUCCCUACGUCAAGCUGGACUGGGUGCCACUCCCGAGGGAUUGAUGCAGAAGCUGGAGGAGGAAGUCCGAGUGAAUACGUACAUCGUGGAGGAGAAAUUGCCGAGAGAGCUGGCUCAAAAGAAAAUUGGGGUGGAGACGAUGCAAAGGGUAGCUGCUGAGCCUGCCAUGGGUCAAAACGAGCUCCAAAACAUCAAAAGCAAGAUCGCCCAGGUUCAAGCUCAGAUACAGAGUGCCCAAGAGAGGAAAUUGACGGAUAACGACCCGAAAGAUGACGAAUUGACUCACUUCCGCCAAAGAGCAGCCGUGAUUGCCCGUAAGAAAGAUGCCGCAGCGGAAAAACUCAACGAGCUACGCAGUGAGAAGGCGACCAUAGAAGAGGACAUCAAGGAAAAGAACUCCCAGAUGGCGGCGCUGGGGAACGAGACAUUGAUUCGAGGGGAGGACUUCAAGGAGUACGUGAACAAACUCCGAGGGAAGAGUUCCAUCUACAAGACGAAGAAGACGGAAUUGUCGGAACUUCGAUCCGAGUUCGGCGUCCUCAGUCGGACGGAAGAGAUCCUGAAGCAAAGAAACGAGAACAUCCUCCAAGCUCUGGCAACCAUGGAGGCUCGUGAGGGUGUGUCUGGGUUCCGAGGUACACAGGAGCGGUUGGAGCAAUUGUCUCAGGCGAAAAGUGGCUUGGAUGAGGCGAAAGGGAAGACCCUGGAGGAGAUGUCCGAUCUCGUCCUACAACUCAAUACUAAAAUCGCAGAUCGGAAAGCUCACCUCGCCCCCAUAAUCAAAGGUCUCACGCUCUACUCAAUCUCGAUUUUUCCA